Messenger RNA from Rubroshorea leprosula, 958 nucleotides. The record is from the annotation of a GenBank genome assembly. NCBI's taxonomy places the organism in Eukaryota, Viridiplantae, Streptophyta, Magnoliopsida, Malvales, Dipterocarpaceae.
AACAUGCUAAUUAUUAUCAAAGCAGAAUAUGAUUUAAUGAAAAUUGUUUUGUUUUAGUUCUGGAAAUGAGUAAUAGGGGAUGGAUCACCGUCAAGAGGUGAGAGAGAAAUGGAGAAGUAGAUCCAUAAUCAGACUGGAUAUGCUCAUAGGUUGGUUAUGGAUCCACUGCUACAAAGAUAUCUUCCUGUCCCCGGUGCCACAUGGAAACUGCUCAAGCUUAGGAGACAUACAACAAUACAACAUCAUUGAUAUCAAACAGCUACAAGAAAAUGCCCUUUCUAUCUGGCCCCUUCUAUCUGGCUGAACAGCAGGAGUUGCAGAGUUGGCUUUUGAACAAAGAAUUUGGUUUGUAGAUUUCCUGGUUUAUUUGGAGUUUGACUCGAGACAUUCCAUCAUUAUCAUCAAAGGAGGCUUUUAAGGAGGGAGGUUUUCAUUUUCUCUUCUUAUUCCUGUUUGCAGUUAAAUUUUUCCAGUUUUAAAUUUGUUUUCUCAACCGUUUAUUGGCCUUUUAGGAAGCAAUUAACCUUGCAGUGUUACCUCGUCAGGGAAUAUUGUUUGAUUUGGACUGUUUUUUUGGUUUGGUUUCAACAAUUUGGUAUGAUUUUUUUGUUAAAAUAUUGUUGAUUGAAUCAUGAGUAGUGCAAUCUUUAAAUGUUUGGUUUGAUUGUCAUUUUCUUACGCAUGACAGUCGACAUUUUUCAAAAAUAAAUGACUUUGGUGCAGAAUUGUAUGCUAUUAGAGAUGGUCUUAAUAUUGCUGUGAACCACCACUUUCAUAACGUUAUUGUGGAAACUGAUUGUCAGGUUGCAUAUUUGCUUUUGUCUGGUGCACCUAACAUCUCCCACCCUUAUAGCACUCUUAUUAUGACUUGCAUGAUUUCUCAAGUCUGAGUGAACAAUGUGUUGGGGAAAGCCAAUAUUGCUGCUGAUGCUCUUUCCAAAAAAGGGGUCCUUAUUUC